Molecule: messenger RNA, 1542 nt
Organism: Phalaenopsis equestris
Lineage: Eukaryota; Viridiplantae; Streptophyta; Magnoliopsida; Asparagales; Orchidaceae
Product: cinnamoyl-CoA reductase-like SNL6
Exons: 5
Coding region: 254-1138 (294 amino acids)
Molecular function (GO): oxidoreductase activity, acting on the CH-OH group of donors, NAD or NADP as acceptor
Source: RefSeq, a predicted model, not a curated record
UCCCAACCCAAUUGAAUGCGAGCAGAGUUCUAAUAAGCGAGAGCCACGCACGCUGGCGUUAAGCCACUACCCCUACCAAACUCCUGCCUCGUGCUUCCUCAUCAAUUCUCCCCUCUCUCUUACCUGUCUACCACGCACGUGCCGCAGCUAACCAGAGCAACUUCUAUAAUCCCACCUCCCUUCCUCCACGCUCCUUCAAUCCCCCUCCCUUCUCCACCUUUAUCCCUUCAGUCUUCCACUCCUAAACUCAUCCAUGGCUCCCGCCGCAAUCUCACACCACUCUCCCAAGACCGUUUGCGUCAUGGACUCUUCCAGCCGCCUUGGCGCCGCUCUCGUCGACCGCCUCCUUCACCGCGGCUACACCGUCCACGCAGCCGCCUUCGCUCGCGUUGAUGCGACGAAGACGGCCUGGAGCGAGAACAAGCAGGUGAGGGUUUUCAGAGCAGAUCCUUUGGAUUACAACAGCAUCGCCGGCGCGAUUCGGGGUUGCUCCGGCUUAUUCUACACCUUCGACGGCGAGUCCAAUUACGACGAGUUCAUGGUUGAAAUAGAGCUGAGAGCCGCUCAUAAUGUGUUGGAAGCCUGCGCGCAGGCGGACGCCAUGGAGAGGGUGGUCUUCACCUCCUCUGUUACAGCAGUAAUAUGGAAUGAGAAGCUCAAAAUUGCAGAGGAUGUUGAUGCGAGGGAUUGGAGCGACCCUAAUUUCUGCCGAAAAUUUAAGCUAUGGUAUGCUUUGGCAAAGACGCUCUCCGAGAAGACGGCUUGGGCGCUCGCCAUGGACCGAGGCGUCGACAUGGUGGCUGUGAACGCAGGGCUAAUCCUCGCCGGAUCCGAGCUGUCGCUUUCGAACCCUUAUCUAAAGGGCGCGCCCGAGAUGUAUGAAGAUGGAGUGCUGGUGACAGUGAAGCUCAAGUCUCUAGUAGAUGCUCAUAUCCGCGUCUUCGAAUGCCCAGACGCCUACGGUCGAUAUCUUUGCUUCAACCACGCAAUCUGCCACCCUGAAGAUGCUGUCAAACUCGUUUGUAUGCUCUCCCCCGGGCCGAGUCCUCCUUCGAGUGAAGGGUUGAGGGUGAUUCAGGAGAGGAUACACAGCAAGAAAUUAAACAAGCUCAUGUUGGAAUAUGGAGAUGGAUUGUGAGCAGCAGAAUAGGCAGUGGAGGUUUAUUUCCAUUUUCAUGGUGUUGCUGAAGAAUGGAGCAUCACGGGUUUAUUAUUAUUAUUGUUUAAUAACAUUCUGUAUUUAUACAUUAUUGGGGCAUAUACAUACAUACCAUUCAAUUCUUAUGCAUUUACAUAUCUAACAUCUAAAUUUUAAUUGCAACAUUUAUACCAGCUAAGUCCUCCACAUCACAUCAAAAUACCACUAUUUUAAUUUUAAGAAGUGAAUUGUAUCUUUUGGUGCAUAGGUAAGAUGAUAUAUAUGUAAAAUUUGAAGUUCAGCGGUUAGAUAUGUAAAUGCAUUAGAAUUAAGUGGUAUGUAUGUAUAUCGUCCUUCAUUAUUUGUAUUAUUCAAUUUAAUGUUAAGAAGGUUUUCUUUCAUUU